Molecule: messenger RNA, 5176 nt
Organism: Ochlerotatus camptorhynchus
Lineage: Eukaryota; Metazoa; Arthropoda; Insecta; Diptera; Culicidae
Product: roundabout homolog 1-like
Exons: 14
Coding region: 1369-4719 (1116 amino acids)
Biological process (GO): homophilic cell-cell adhesion; axon guidance; dendrite self-avoidance
Cellular component (GO): plasma membrane; axon
Molecular function (GO): cell-cell adhesion mediator activity
Source: RefSeq, a predicted model, not a curated record
UUUGCGCGAGUGAACGGGCAUUGAUACGCGGUUCGCGGUUUUCAUUUUUCCUUUAUUUGCAUCGCAGUGUGCGAUUCAGGCAGGUUGAUUUCAAGAUCCCGGUCAGCUGUUCCGGUCCGGCUCCGUGGGGCUUUCGGUGGAAUCGAUUGAUGGUAUACUGUUGUUGUUGUUGUUGUUGAGAUUUAUUCCAGAACAAAAACAGGAAGAGGUGGAUUUUUGUUUUCGUGCGUGCCUGUGUGGGUGUUUGUUUGAACGCAAGGGGGAGUGCUCAGUUUUCGAAUAGUGUGCACACGUGUGCAGUUGAACGGAUGCAGUGCUGGUGUUCUCUUGAGCUGCAGAACACAAGAUUGUUGGUGAAAUAGAAAAUUGAUGGAGAGAGCGGGCACAGUGAAGUUGUCUUCGGAUUAUUAAUAGAUUUAUUGAUGAUACACAGUUAAUAAUUUAAUUGGCACCAUCGAGCGUCUGUGCGAACACGAAGAAGGAGAGAACGAGGGAAUUUGGAGAAAGAAGCGUGUGCGUGUUAAAUGUGUAAGCCCUAGUGUUGCACUCGAUCGGUUGUUGAUCAAAGAAGGCGACCAAAACCGAAGUCGAAGAGAUGUGCGAGAAAGUGAAAAGGCAACAAUAAUUAGGUGCACAUGAGAAGUACGAAAUAAGGGGCUCAACAUAAUAAGCUCGCUCGUUUUCACGAUAUUCAUCCGAAGAAGUUGACGGCGAAGAAGAGGAAGAAGCUUUGCCAAAGUGCGCUCGCCGCUACGAGUAUGUGAUGAUGUUAUUUUUAAGUGAAUGAAAAAUUGGAGGCAAUUUAGUAAGCGCCACGUGAAGUAGUGAAGUGAGAACGAUUUAAUUGUCAAAAUAGAAAUUAGGUGGAUGAAAUUCGACUAAUUGGAGGAUAAUUCAGGCGAACGGGCGGUAGGCAACGUUGGAUGAAGUAAUACUCGCACGCUCGUACGGGAGUUGAACUUGGACCGGCCCAGGAAGGAGGAGAUUGGUGCGUGACGGCGUUGACGGCUUGGCUGCGGUUGUCAUCAAGAGUAGUUUUUCUCUUCAUUCCGCUCAUCGCGCUUUGUUUCGUUCGGCCGGUGUUUGAUUUGAGCGAACGGGCCGAAAAUUGAAUAGCCAUCUGACAGCUCACCGAUUGCCACUGUUAAAACAUAACCAAGAACUCCAUCGAACCAACGAAACCCAGCUCCCAGUAAUGACGGAUUGAGUGUUGAAUAACUUUAUCAAGCGGCAAAGCGCAUUUCCUGUGACGGACAAUCGACGCUGAUAGCAAUCUCCGCUGCAAGAGCUCGCGGUUUUAAGUGAAUAAGUGAAAGGUGUUCAACUACCAAGGUGCAAGAACCGGAAGCGGAAAAGACUCGUCCCGCAAUGGGAAUGCACUAUCGAACCAUAACCACCAGUACCAACGUUCGAAUGACGACGGCGCUUUGGCUCUGUCUGUUGGUCUCAUCGAUCCGGUUGACAAAUGCCCAAUACCGUUCGCCCCGUAUCACGGAACACCCGAGCGAUGCCACCGUGCCGAAGAAUGACCCGGUUACGUUGAACUGCAAGGCGGAAGGUAAACCGCUACCGAUCGUCCAGUGGUACAAGGACGGCGAGCUUGUCAAAUUGGACUCGAACCAUGUGCUUCUUCCGUCGGGGUCAUUGUUCUUCCUGCGGACGCUGCACAGCAAGAAGGAACAGGACGACGGGGUGUACUGGUGUGUGGCCAGCAACAAGGCCGGUACGGUGCACAGCCGGAACGCGACGCUGCAGGUUGCAGUACUUCGGGACGACUUCCGGGUGGAACCCAAGAGCACCCGAGUGGCAGCCGGUGAGACUGCCCUCUUGGAAUGUGGGGCACCCAGAGGAAAUCCAGAACCCUCCAUCAUUUGGAAGAAGGAUGACAUCCAACUGGACCUGGACGACUACCGAGUCAGCAAAGAUCUGGCCCGAGUGCGAGUGGUCGACAGUGGGAACUUGCUAAUCAGUGACGUCCGCCCCGGUGACGCCGGUCGUUACCAGUGCGUCGCUCAGAAUAUGGUCGGCUCACGGGAAAGCAUCUACGCCAAGCUAACCGUACAAGUAAAACCAUACUUCAUUGCCAAACCGAGUGAUCUCACCGUGCUGGAGGGCAAUCGAGUCCAGUUCCAGUGUGCCGUCGGAGGAGAUCCGUUUCCGCAGGUGCUGUGGAGCAAGGAGAAUGGACACAUCCCGGUGGGCCGAGCGGAGAUUUUGGAGGAAGAUCGAAGUUUGGUCAUCAGGAAUGCAACGCCCGACGAUCUGGGGCAGUACAUUUGCGAGGCACAUAAUAGCGUGGGGCAGAUCAGUGCCCGGGCGAAUUUGGCUGUCAACACUCCCCCGAGUUUCACCGUCCGGCCACAGGAUCAACGGGUCGUACCGAAUGGGUUGGCCACGUUCCGCUGUGGAGCCAGCGGCAGUCCGUCGCCGUCGGUUUUCUGGACCAAGGAGGGCUCGCAGACGCUCAUGUUUCCGAACAAUACCUACGGGAGUCUGCAGAUCUCCGGGCAGGGGUCGCUGCAGAUUCGCGGAGUGCAGCGGGAGGACGAGGGCUACUAUGUGUGCUCGGCGCUCAGCGUGGCGGGGUCCGUCACCAGUCGGGUGUAUUUGCAGGUCACCUCAUCGCUGGACUCCAUCACGCCUCCCCUCCUUCAGCUGGUCCCAUCGAAUCAAUCGCUUCCGACUGGAUCUAGCACCGUUCUACCAUGCCGUCUUGAACCGUCCCCAUCUUCCAGCAGCACCAGCAAUCCAUCUGACGGUCGCAUCACCUGGGAACGUAACGGCUUCGAACUAUCCCUGGCAUCAACCACCCGCUUUACCCAGCUCCCAGCCGGGUCCCUCAAGAUUGACGAUUUGCAAGCCCAGGACAGCGGUUGGUAUCGGUGCGUAGCCUGGACCGGACAGUCGAUGGCAUCCGCCUGGAGUGCGUACUUGAUGGUCGAAGACAACCUUCCCGCAUCGCAGCAGCGAACAUUCAACUCUGAACUUCUCCCGACGGCUCCCGGUUCGCCCAAAGCCCUAAACAUCACCAACAGCAACGUAACGCUGGCUUGGUCCCGCAAUGCACCGCUGGACAAAUCCCGUUCCCUCACCUACACCAUAGAACAAUUUAGCCCGGACGGCAACUCCCAAGACAACCCGGCCGAAAGUGGUUGGCAAAUCUCCCUGCGCCAGCUGGCUGGCAACACUGCCACCGUCACCGGCCUCCGUCCGGAAACGUCCUACAUUUUUGUCGUUCGAGCGGAAAAUGCGUACGGGUUUUCGGCCCCCUCGUCCGUCUCGGUGCCAAUCCGAACGCUUUCGUCGGACGACCGCGUCACCGUGCCGGAGGAGCUGGAAAGCGCACGGAACGUUCUCAGCGGGAAGAUUCUCGAACUGAUCGACAUCAUCCCGCUGUCGUCCACAUCGGUUCGGCUGGAGUGGCUCCUGCAUGUGAGCAGUUCGGAGCAGUACGUCGAAGGGUUCUACGUACGCUACCGGGAGCUAGACUCGAAAACCCAGCGCUACUCGAUGCUAUCAAUUCCGAACAACGAAAUCGAGCAGCACAUUAUCACCAAUCUGUCCAAAUUUACCAAGUACGAAUUCUUCCUAACGCCGUACUUCAAAAACCUAGAAGGUCAACCGAGUAAUGCCCGAAUUGUACAAACGAUGGAAGAUCUGCCGUCGGCUGCGCCUGGCAACAUACAAACCGGUAUGCUAAACCUGACCGCUGGGUGGGUUCGAUGGAGUCCACCAGCGAAGGAUCAAUUGAAUGGUGUCCUGCAGGGCUACAAGAUCCAAGUCAAGGUGGGGAAUAUAUCGAAGCUAUUGGCCCAGAUGACACUGAAUGCGAGUACGACAUCGGUGAUGCUGAACAACCUGACAACAGGAUCGAGCUACAGCAUUCGGGUAGGGGCGUUCAACCGAGUUGGCCUUGGACCAUACUCGAAACCGGUGCAUCUGGUGAUGGACCCAUCGUUUGUGAUCGUUCCUCAAGGAGUUCACAAUAGCUACAAUGAGUACGAAAAUUUUCGCCAUCAUAACUUUCUGCACGAGACGUGGUUUAUGAUCUUCGUGGUGCUGUCGUUGUUCGUAAUCCUGCUGUUUACGAUCAUCGGUGGGGUGAUCUUUUUCAAGCGUCGACAAGGUUUGGGUAAACCAGUUGUGACGGUUCCGAUCGGAGCGAGACGGGAUUUGCCGAACCUAAGCGUUUCGCGGAAGGACAAUGGGAUUUGGAUCGACCGCGGUUGGAGAACCUGCGAUACCGAUAAGGACUCGGGUUUAAGUUCGAUUAAACUGUUGGAAGGGAAUCAGAUCUAUCCGAAUCAAGCGAUGUCCGAUGGUGGUACGGAUUACGCCGAGGUAGACCCAAGAGGAGUUACGUCGUUUUACAACUGUCGAAAGUCUCCGGAGAGUCCAACUCCUUAUGCUACUACCAUGCUCAUCAACGGGAUUCCUCACAGCGAGAACGGUGACCUGAGCUAUCAGGGUCACGAUACCUUCUCGUCGACGUCUUCCAGUUUCCGGUCGUUCUACGGAUAUCCAAGGCCACCGAAUGGGAAUCAAGUCCCACCCAAUUGGGUUGACUACCUGCCGCCACCACCGGAGCAUCCACCACCGGCUCCGCAGCCAUUGGACAUCAACCAUCUGAAUCACGUGUAUCCGUCGGAGCUGGUCGGUACCAUGUCCAGUUCCCAAGCUAGUUCCUACUGUUCGCGACGUACCAGUGGCUACAAGUGAGACCUCGCCACCGCUCGCAUCAACAAUCACUACCUGAUCAGUCCAACGGAUGCCUUCCCGCCGAUCCAUUUCUACUAGCGAUCGCCAAAGGCGGGGGGCGUCCGGUAGAGACAAGAUGUUAACAACAAUCACUUUCGUGGAUUUAAAUUGCAUGCAGUAGAGGGAGGGGAACGGCCUGCUGUACGACGAUCACUUUGAAGUUCCCCCCCAAUAAGUUCCGCGAAAGAAAGUUAAUACCACGACGAUUACGGGCUGGAAGCAAUUGAGCCCUUUUGGUUGCCAGAUAGCACAUUCUCCGAAUUGGACAUUCCCGCUGCUGAUGGGAACGAUUCUUGCGAUGAAAACGUGCUGCUGUAGCAGGAAGAUCUCAUUCACACCAAUCAAUGGGAGCUAGGUCCUCCCGAAUGGUGAGUCUUCGCCCAUCAAAGUGCCAUUGCAUCAAUCCUUUAAAAUUAAA